AUGCCCCAACCUCACGCUUACUGGUGCACCAUCUGCAAUAAAUCCUUUCCAAUUCGACGUGGACUUGCAACCCACAAUUCUCGUCAACAUCGACAGCCAAGACUUGCAGCACCAGAGUCUGUGUUUCGCUAUCAUCCUCACCUCAAUGGUCGACCUUGCGAUGAAGACGGCAACUUCCUCCCUCGCGACGCGCCUCCUCCUGCACGAGAACCAGUCGAGUCUUAUGCGCCGUUCGAGAAUCGAGCCGCGUUCCAGUUCGCGGAGCUCAUCUUCAAGAAGAUGCAGGUAUCGCAGGGUAACAUUAACGAUCUGAUGAGGACUCUAGCAGCAUACAACGUUAGUCAAGGCGGUGGCGACCCACCUUUCGAGAAUGCGGAGCAGCUGUAUGAAACGAUAGAUGCCAUCCAGUAUGGAGACGCGCCGUGGGAAUCAUUUUCUGUUCGCUAUACAGGGCCAAUUGACGAGGAUUCACCUUCUUGGAAGCAGGCCGACUACACCGUCCACUGUCGCAAUGCCCGCCAGGUCGCCCACAACAUGAUCGGAAAUGAAGAGUACGACGGCAAGUUCGACACAACGCCGUACCAGGAGUAUCCGGUACCUGGUGUUACGCGCUUCUCGAACGUCAUGUCGGGGCAGUAUGCGUACAAACAGGCGGUCGCACAAGAUCCGCAAACGCAUGGGUCAAUGCUCGCGCCGGUCCUCCUCGGUGCCGAUAAGACGACCGUCUCAGUCGGUACUGGUCAUCAAGAAUUCCAUCCCUUGUAUAUGUCAAUAGGCAACGUGCAUAAUCCUGUGCGUCGCGCCCACAAGGACGCGAUCAUCCCGAUCGCAUUCUUAGCAAUACCCAAAGCUUCGCGAGGCGAGGUCGAGACUGACGAGUUCCGGACGUUCCGAAAACAGAUAUAUCAUGCAUCUAUUGCACACAUCCUGUCGCCUCUGCGGCCCUACAUGGAGACACACGACGUCGUCCGCUGCCCUGACGGAUACUUCCGACGGGUCAUAUACGAGCUGGGCCCCUUCAUUGCUGACUAUCCGGAGCAGGUUGUUCUGUCGGGCAUAGUCAGUGGGUGGUGCCCGAAAUGUCUUCUACCUCCCGAAGAUCUACACAGAGGCGGGGGAGAUCCUCGCUGCCCGGAACAUACCGAACAUUUGGUCGACAACUUCGACACCGAGACUAUCUGGCGUACAUGGGGCUUCGACGUCAAUCCUUUCACAAUGCAUUUCCCCCGCGCCGACAUACACGAACUUCUCACGCCCGACCUUCUGCAUCAACUGAUCAAAGGUACAUUCAAAGAUCACCUCGUCGAGUGGGUCGAGAAGUACCUCUAUCUUGUCCAUCCGAAGGCGGAAGCUCGCCGCCGAAUGGACGACAUAGAUCGCAGGAUAGCUGCUGCACCGCAAUUUCCUGGUCUUCGACGGUUUCCGGAAGGGAGGAACUUCAAACAGUGGACGGGAAAUGAUUCAAAGGCUCUAAUGAAGGUUUACCUCCCCGCAAUUGAAGGGCACGUGCCAGACGGCAUUGUGCGCUGCUUCGCUGCAUACCUCGACUUUUGCUACUUGGCGCGGCGAUCCGCUCAUGAUGACAACUCACUCGCAGCGAUGGAGGAUGCGCUCAAUCGUUUCCACAGACACCGCGCUAUCUUCGAGGACAUUGGUAUCCGCCCUGAGGGCUUUUCACUCCCACGACAACACGCUCUCGUUCAUUACAUCACGGGCAUACGACUUUUCGGUUCUCCAAACGGCGUCUGCUCGUCGAUCACGGAAUCGAAACAUAUCCGCGCCGUCAAGAAGCCGUGGCGAAGCUCCAGCAAGAACAAUCCAUUACCGGAAAUGCUCCGAACUAAUCAGCGCCUUGACAAGCUCGGCGCGGCGCGCUCAUACUUCACGAGUCACCAUAUGCUCGACGGUGAUGUUCUUGCGGACGCGAUGAACCUCGGACCACUCAUCACCGAAGCCGAGUUCGUUGAGGACGAGCUUGACGAGCCAGAAGACGAGGUCAUGGACGAGAAUGGGUACGAUGGACAGGGCGUGGUCGAGCUUCCGAAGCGACAAGCCCUGAUCCGCCGAUUCCUUUUUGACCAGCUCAUCGCGACCGACGAGAUCGACUCAAGCAUGGUCGAUGUAGCGCAAUGCCCGCAGUUUCUCGGCAAGAUUGCUGUCUACCGGUCAGCGAUCGCGAAGUUCUAUGCACCGAGCGAACUCUCCGGCGAUGGUGGCAUGCAUCGGGAGCUCAUACGUGCCAACCCGUCUUGGCGCGGCCAUCCUCGCUUCGAUACAGUCCUCAUCAAUGUUGACGAAGCCGAACCUGGCAUGAAAGGAAUGGAGGUUGGUCGGGUUAUGGGCCUUAUGAUACUAACUCAUGCUGGUAUCCCCUACCCGUGUGCUUUGAUAGAUUGGUUCGAGAAAGUAUCCGACGAUCCUAGCGAAGUGACCAGUAUGUAUGUUGUUCAGCCCGAGGUAGAUGCAGAUGAUGGACAACAAGCCUCGUCUAUAGUACAUCUAGAUAGUAUUUUUCGUGCAGUUCAUCUUACUCCGGUGUAUGGGGACACCUCGAUGCCCAUCAAUUUUCAUUUUUCGUAUACUCUUGAUGCUUUCGAGUCCUUCUAUGUUAAUAAGUACGGAGAUUAUCAUUCCCAUGAAUGUAUCUACUAG
Messenger RNA from Fomitopsis serialis, 2652 nucleotides. RefSeq lists its product as uncharacterized. Lineage: Eukaryota; Fungi; Basidiomycota; Agaricomycetes; Polyporales; Fomitopsidaceae. Bases 1 to 2652 code for a protein of 883 amino acids. The record is from RefSeq and is a predicted model, not a curated record. The transcript has 9 exons.